Molecule: messenger RNA, 2305 nt
Organism: Xenia sp. Carnegie-2017
Lineage: Eukaryota; Metazoa; Cnidaria; Anthozoa; Malacalcyonacea; Xeniidae
Exons: 2
Coding region: 294-2213 (639 amino acids)
Biological process (GO): positive regulation of type I interferon production; innate immune response; activation of innate immune response
Cellular component (GO): autophagosome; endoplasmic reticulum membrane
Molecular function (GO): cyclic-di-GMP binding; 2',3'-cyclic GMP-AMP binding
Source: RefSeq, a predicted model, not a curated record
ACAACAUAGCUUUGAAAUUAAAUAGUUAAGGCUCCCAAAAAAUUAAUAAUUUUUUUUUUGAAAAUUUGGUCAAAAUACAGUUUAUAAGAGGUGAUAAAGACAUGUUGAACUUGGUCAACAAUCACCAACCAUGCUAGUAGCAUAACGUAAUUUGAGGUUACAUACGUUCCUUUACACAGGUCAGUAUAGUUUUAAAUUCCAAAGCAGUCCACACACAUUAAAUUAAUAAAAUAGAUUAAGUGCGAACAACUUGCUGGCAACAAAUUUUCAAGAUUUACAUAAAAAAGUAAAUCAUGACAGGAAAAAACAAGGAUUCCGAACAAGGAAUGGUAGACGACAAUACUCUAACACAUAAAGAAGAAACAGAGAAAGCCACCUAUUCAGAACCUGUCGCGAGAAAGCGAGGAAAAAAAUGUUUGUCUCUUGUAUUAUGUAUAAUUGCAGGUAUAGGAAUGCUUGUGUACAGCUUUUAUUACAAAGAGAGCACAGCGUAUACAGAAUUAAAGGAUAUCACUGAAAAUACUUUAAAAGCAAUUAAAAAUGGCACACUUGUCGUCUAUGUUGAGGAAAAAGAAGAUACGUAUCCAGUGCUGUUCGACGUUGGUGUCGGAUUGCUAUCCUACAUUUUGGCAACGUUGGUCAAUCGUGUUAUUCAGGUAGUGGAAGAGUUUCCCCAUUUUCGAAGUUGUUACAAAAAGAACAUUCGUAAAAUUUAUAGUUCUUGUUCAUGUGGAAUCUCGUUGGGUGGAGUUAUACUGCUUUUGGUGCUAGGUUGUGCGUUCGUGGCUGUUGGUCGAAUUUUGAGCGGAAAGGAACCAGUGCACAUCGAAGAUUUAAUAACUUUCACUUGUGCAAUUGGCGUCUAUCCACUUGUCGCUCAUCUUCUAGGUUUAAAUGCUCUGUCAGAAGCAGAAUUCUCGAAAAUAGUUGAAGAGGAACAACUUUAUCCUGCCUAUACACUGGCGUGGAACUACUAUUUUGAAGUUUUGCAAAAUCUCUUACCCAUAGUCAAUGAAAAAUUUACAGAAGAUUUGCAGAAGAAGCCACGUCGAGAUAACGAAGAUGCAGAAACUGACAAAAGACCAACAGAAUGUAAAGAAUACAUAAACUCAAAAAAACUGAUCCUGAUUGUUCCACACAAUUGCAGAACUCAUCAAAACUUAGAAGAAAUCGAUUCAAACUUUCAAAAACUACGUGAUGUUAAAGGCAAGUCAAAUUUGAAAAAAGGACGUGAUGUUGAUGAUGUUGAAGACAAGGGGUACAGUGUUCCUCUUUAUAAUGUGAUACACGGUAACAAACAAUACAAACUUCUCCUGUUGUAUGUCUCACAACCAUUAAAGACACUUUAUAAGAUGAGCGGUGCUGAACGAGUUAAAUGUUUGACUGAAAAUAAUCUUGAAGAGCAAGUGGAACUUUUUUGUAAUACUUUACAAGAGGAAAUCCUCAGUAAACCAUUGAACGAAGACUUAAAGGAAAAAUGCAUUGUUUUGCCAAUAAAGGCUGACUAUGAAAGAAGUUUGGGAAAUGGAGGGCUUGUUGAAUCGAUCGUAAAGUGCUUAAAACAUGACGAAGAUCCUAGUGGUAGAAAACAUCCUCAACCCUUUUUUGUCCCACCACCACCUCCACAAAAAUUUUCUUCGCCAGCAAAACCUAAAGCAAAAAAGACAUCCCCACUAAAACAAGAUGAAUAUUACCAAGAGACAUCAACAAAUAAUGAAAAAGAACUCCUUGUUCGAUCAAAGAGUGAAAAGAAUUCAAAACAUACGUUACAAAGAAAAUACAAGAAACGCAAGAAGUUAGAACAACAGAAAAAUGUUGCAACUAAAGAAGAUACAAUCACUCCAAAAAAUGAAGUGGGCAACAACAGUGAAAAUCAUUCCUUAAAUGAAGAACAUGCUGAUGAAAAACAUAAACAAACAGAAAAUGUAGAAAGUCGAUCAAGCACUGGCAAGUCUUUGACUUUUUCAACUGAAGCACAAGUUCAUUGUCCAAAACAACCACAAGCCAUUGAGUUCAAUAAUGUUGCCUACGAAGAAGAUGAAGGACGAGUGCUGAUUCAAGCUCAAUACAAAACAACUCAUGAAGAUGAAAAAGAACAACACAAUAAUAUUGACAACAGACAAAAGGCAAACAUUAAAAACAAUGAAAGCAAUGAGAAUGAGAACUCUAAAAAGUACCCCUUGUAUAGAAGGCUCUCUGAAGUUGAAAAAUGAUCGUCGAGUGAGGAAGAAAUUACAGAAGUUUAAGAUCCAUUUAUAGUCUAACAAUAUCAAAGCAACAUUGGUGACAAAAUGCUGAUAAAGUU